AUGCUUCAGAAAAAUGAGAACUCAUCGAAUGUGCCAACGAGAACGAAGACAACAAAUUGGAGCACGACGUCGUCGGCUGCGACCACGGCUUCGUCGCUUCAUCCAUCCGACACGCACUAUGGCGUCGAAUCAUUGAUCUCCGAUUUGGAGGGCGAACUCACCGGCGCCGAGCCAACGGCGGCCGAAAUCGAGUGGAUCGAGUUGGCGAAGGAGUUCACCUCGAAAGAAAUCCCGUUUCGCGCUCCGCCUCGAAAUAAGAAAGUGGUUCGCAAACUGCAAAUUCGCCAUCCGAAGCGACACUAUUCAUGGACGACGAUUCGACGACAGCUCAAUGGUAUUGAUGAUAUUGCGGAAUUGAACAAUGGAGAAACUGGAAGUAGUACGAAGAGCUCGUCGAAGAGCAGCUCGAGCAACUGUUGA
Messenger RNA from Caenorhabditis bovis, 420 nucleotides. Lineage: Eukaryota; Metazoa; Nematoda; Chromadorea; Rhabditida; Rhabditidae. The record is from the annotation of a GenBank genome assembly.